GCUGCCUGCUGCUGCUGCCAUGGUAGCCAUCGUACGUCAUUCGGGUCUUUCAUUCUCGUGUUCAUCGUCCUUGCUGCUGGCCACAAUAACGGCACUGGCGCUCCUGUGCUACUGCUCCGACGCAUCCAUCCACCACUGCUUUGAACAGCACCGCGACAACAAGUUGGACUCUACUCCCGAAUCCGGAGACGCUGUAUGACGAACCAAAACAACCUAAAAACUCCACGAAAAUAACUGAGAAUCGGCCCAAUAAAAUCGAAAACUGAAAAUCAAGCGACAAUCAACCUAAAAUACCAUAAAUUCACCGAGUUUCGGCAUUAUAGGUAGGACAUCAGAAGACGUUUUUCCACUGGCUGUCAAUUUAGAAAUUGUAUAAAAUGGAUGCGCUGCGCUUACGUGGUUCGCAAUUCAAUCGUUAUGGAGGCAGCUCAGGGUCAGGCGGCAACAACCCGAACCAGCCUCCGCCACCGCAGGUGCACAGCAAGCCGGAGCCUUUGAUUGUAGUGGAGGAGUCCAACUUGCCGGAGGAACUGGAGGACAGCUCAGAGACAACCUUUUCGAAUCGCGCCAGUCUGGACAUUGACUCGCCCGUGAACCCCUAUUUGCUCUCCCCUUGGCGGGACCCGCGCGAGGCCCGUAAGCACUCGCUGCCCUCACAGCAGGUGACCGAUGGAAUCACCGCCAGUCAGGUGAGGCGUCUGUCCGAGCGCGGCGGCGAGGGAUCCGGUCCAUCGCCCAAGGAGGCCGCCUUCCUCGCCACCCUCUCACAAGCGCCGGCCCCAUCUGGACGUCGCCACUCAGUGGUCACCAUCUCCAAGGUGCCCACCACCCUCUUUGGACGUUCGCGCCGUGAAUCGGUAGCCGCCUAUCCGAGCAGCAAUGGCAGCAGCCGUGUGCUCAACUCACGGCGGGAGAGCAACACGGGCCCUCCCUCUACAGACCCCAUCGGCAGCAUCCAUAACUUGCAGCUGGACAUUAUGGACGACAUAUAUUUGCAGUCACGAAAGGCCCGUUUAAAGCUAUGGACCUCCAGCAAUGAGAAGGUCUGUGAGGUACAGACCGUUGACGAGGCCGGGACCGCGGCCCCGGGUAGGCGCUACACCAACCGCCGCUUUUCGGAGUGCCCCCAGCCGCAGCCGGCCAGCAGCUUUCGCCGGGCCUCUGAAUAUCCGCAUCCACCGCCGCAGCCGCAUCCGCAGGCACAAACACACGGACAUGGGCACGCGCCUUCAUCGCAGAAGAGCAUCUCGCCCCAGCCGCCGUUGUCGGCCAGGGCCUCGACACGCCGCAAGAAGUCGGGCAGUGGCGUAGGCCUGCUUGGAAGCCGCACGGACAUCGCUGGGAUCUUCAGCUCUUUGACCAGCUCUGCCAUGGACAUGCACCGCUCAGAGCCGGAGGGGAGCUCCAGUGCCAGUGCCAGCUCUUCAGCGGCCACCGCUGGAAGCAGCCCGUUUCUCAGCCAGACGUUCCAAAACGCCGCCCGGGGUCGCGCUACUAGUGCCACGCCUACGCCCACGGCCCACACUGGGGGGCAGGCGGCCGCAGCAAGCAGCAGCUCACUGCUAGAUCCAAAUGCAGGCCGCUCCACACGAUCCAACAGCUUCGACGUCUCGAUCCUGAACAACGCCAAGCAGUUGGUGAGCGAGGCGCAGGACAACAGCUCUGCCGCCAUAUCCGGGUGGUUCGGCAAGCCGGCAAGUCGUCCCCAGCCGAUGGCCCGCAAGAAAAGUGUGCGCAGCAAGAGCACGGCCAUGGCCCUCUCAAAGGACAUGUUGGAGCGACUGCAGAAGAAGGACCCGCUCGGCGGAGACUCCGGAAAACCGAAGCUCAAGCCGCGCAGCAAGCAGAAGAGCUGGGCCGACACCACCAAGGCGAACAUCGUGGACGCGACCAUGCUGGGCACGGCGAUCGAGGGUUUCCUACGCAAGAGCUCCAAUGCCGGGAUGGCCGGAGCCGGAGGUUCUAGCGGACCGUCCACAUCGGCGGCGGUCCGCGGGGCUGUUCCCAAGGAGUCAAACAGCGCCACCGGCAGUCCGGCCGGAGCCCGUCGCAGCCGGGGGUCCGCGGGCAGUGGCGCCCAGUCGCAGGCCGGGCGGGCAAUGCGCUCCACUCUCAACUGGUUCAGCAAGGGCGAGGAGGAUGACUCGAAGGACACGUGCGAUGCGUCGCUGUGUUCGACACUCAAGGACCUAUUCGUGAAAUAGGUCGGGGGACGCAGAGGCAAGUAAAGCUCUGGGACUGACCCACCAACAGAUCCUGGCCCUUCAGCAAAGGGUGAGUGUGGAGCCAUUUGGUGGGGCAUGGCACUCACCUCUCUCUGUCUUUCCCUCUUUCCGUGUUUUCCUCUUUCCUUCUGCUCUAUUUUUCUCUUGAAGCGAGCUACUUGUAUCUCUGAGAUCCGGAAAUAUUCGUAUCAUUUGUUAACCAUUGGAAGAAGCCGACAGGUAAAGCGAACUUCAACACCAGACACCAGUUAGGCAGCGAACAAAAAGAGUACCCGCAAAUUUCAUUGUCACCGUCACCGUCAAUCUAAAUGUUUUGGCAGAGAGCCGUACUACUAUUUUGAACAUCAUUUACAGCAAAUGGAACACUCUUUCGAUGAGUAAAUAAUAAUUGAAACACUAUAUUGAACAGUUUAUUAGAUGCAAUACUAGUUGGAACAGUUUAUAAUCAAGAUUAACAUUUACGGCAGCUGAAGCAGCCAUAUUGGCACUGCAGAGUUCUAAUAACAGAUCUCUUCAGAAAAAUAUUUAUGUUCAUACUAGUUACUAGUAUAAGUGCAUAAGUAUAUCACUCACAUACCAACCAACACGAGCCAUUGAGACAGUGACGACCCGACCCAAUCAUUCAUCGUAAUAGACAAACAGUCACAAUAGCAUAGUUGUAUAAGCUGACAGUCAAACAUAUUUACAGAUCACUUACAGUAACUGAACGAGAACCUAGAUAUGUGAGACAAACGAAUGCCUAACAGUAAGUGCAGCAAGUGGAACAGUAAUAAUGAGUAUUGGAACAAUAACCGUGCCUCUAACACUAAUUACAACUGAUACAAACUCAGUCACACGAACAUUGACACUAACACUAAGCAAAGUAGCAAAUAAUGCCAAAACGGUAAAAGUAUAACUAACUGAAAAGCAUAGUACAAGUAAUAGUAAAUGAAGCAAUAGUAACACUAACACUAAAACUAACAAUAACAGUAACACAAGCAGUGCCCACUUAGAAUAGCACUCGCACUGGUUGCAACUGAAUUACUUACAGUCACACAAAUGAGUAACGAGUAAAGAGUAACGAGUAAGAGAAGCGAUUCAUUGUAAUACAAGCAGGGAUAAUAACGGCAAUGACAAUGACACACACACAGAAAAUAGACACUUAAACACUUAAAGUAACAGUAACUGCAUACAGCACAGUACAGUACAGUACCCACCCACACAUCAAUCCAGUAACACUUCUGCUCAAACCCAUUAACAUUAGUCCUAGCGGUAACAGAGUAUAAUGGUGAACAAUAAGAGUACAAGUAACUUUAACGGUACAAGUAACUUUAACGAUAUCGGUAUUGGUAGGAUUUACGAGAAGCGAGAGUAUAGCGAUAGCCGGCAAUUAGUGAUCGAUACACAGUUAGGAAAUCGGUCACAAGCAGCUAAUAAGCAACGCUGCAGGGGAGUUUUGUGAGUACCACGAAAAAUCAGGGAGCAGGAUGAAGGACUCAUAAGCACUACGAAAAGUAGUACUGAAAUAAGGAAAUAGGGAUGGCGAUAGCAACAGGGAAGGAGCGCAAUCGAAUGCGACACACGACAGACCUCAUCGGACAACCGACAAGACAAGCAUAACUGUAGUACAACCCUCAUAAAGAUAAAGACAAAAAAGAAGAUAAUAUAUUUAUUUAUUCUCACAUAUUUGCAUACAAUUGAAGUUUGAGAAACUAGAAUCGGAAACUAGAAUGAAAAUUUUUUCAUGGACUCAAGUCCAGAGCUAGAGGAAGGUAAAGAUGAAGAGGAGGUGACAGAGUAACAGAGAAUGUCAAAAUAUUUUUUUACGAAAAGGGAAUUUAAGAGGGAUCCACCGAUUCAAAGGAGGACAGAAGCGGCAGUCGUUGAGACGAAACAGACACCCAUAUGUACAUAUUUUCUUAUAUGCAUAAGGAGUCGUCUUUUUUUGUACCGAUGCAUUGGUAUUCGGGAAUUAUGCCCUUUUCUUUGUAGUAGCCCCAUUUGGGGUCCAGGUUGCAACCGAGAAAUUUAUUGUGCCACACAUUUGUUGGUCGUAAUCGGCUGUAAUCGAGACAAGCAUCACACACAAUCAAGGGAACCAGAGACAAAACUAUAAAAACUCAUCUGAUUGGCAGGCAAUCCAACAGUACCCUCAAUAACACAACAAUAACACAAAUAUCUACACAUGCCCACACAUAUUCAGAAUAUACUCAAGCAUAUGAUAUGUAUAUCCGCAGUGAAUAAGGAAUAAGUGUCUACAGACUCAAAAGUUUUAGUCAAUGUAAACCACACAAUAAAUGUAAUUUGUAUGUACAAUCUGAGCUUACACAAAGGCAAAUAACAACAAAUACCCAACUAAAUCCAAUCGAAUCGAAACGAAAAUCGAAGUUAAAUGUUAAUGUUCGGGUUGAAUAUUUAAUGUAAAAUUAUACAAAUUUACUAUAUCAAAGCAAAGUUAAAGCUAACACCAAAUCAGAAGCAGCAGCUAAAAAAUAUGCAGAAUAAGAGGAAGUAGGAGAGGCAAAACAUCUUCACCAGAAGAAGUUGGAAAAUGAGUUAACGAAGAAACUCAAAUUGAAAAUUUGCAAUUGUACCCAUUGCCAAACAGAGUUUGGGGAUGGAAUGGGAAGGACGGACAGACGAAUGAACAAACAAACAAUCAGUCAAUAUUGCAAUCAAUCAAGUGUGUUUCUAUAUAUGGCAUUUGGCCUUGUCAAUUUGGUCAAUGGCAUCCCACAGGAUGAUAAAGAAAUGAUAGAGAUGAAUGUUAUAUAGAGGUUAUCUUCCACAUUGCAAGCGCUCGAAUCGGGUUGCAACUACGUACAUAUGAAUAUACACAUACCAAUAUAUACAUAUACAUACAUGUUUAAAGAUAUGCAUAUACAAAAAAUAUAUUGAACAAAAUGUAUCUCGAUGUGCCCAGAAUGUAUUUUAGACUUCAAUUUCCAUGUGUGUGUCUCAAUGCGGUAACCCAAAGUUAACUUUCACUUUCAAUGUGUGUUGAGAGAACAGUAACAGAAUAUACAUACAUAUACAGAUAUAUUUACCGAUCUAUAUCUAUACAAAGCAUGAAUAUACAGAUAUCUAAACAUAUAUGUACAUACAUAGAUAUGUAUAUAUACAUACAUAUAUUUAUAUAUUAUACACGGACAUAUGGAAGUAUCUCAAACUAUUUACAAGUCAGUGCGAUUCUUCUUGGUCGCAGUCCAUGUUUUUUGCUCAUCUUCCUAACUGUUGUUCGCGUUGCUCUAUCCAAUCUGCAUUAUACUUGUGUUACAAUAAAUGUGUAUACUCGUAGAAACAACAAAAUUAAAAAAAAAAAAAACCAAAAAUAAUAAAUAAAAAAAAAAAACAAAAAGGAGGAUGGCUGAGGUUGUCUUCGGGAAAACUAAAACUAACUCUGCAGAUGUGCAGAGCUAAUCAAAAAAUAACAACUAAAAGAAAACUAAAGAAUUGAAUGUCAAGCCAAAGCAAUACUCCAGUUCUUUUUGUCCUAUUUUUGAUAGUUGUAUAUAUGUAUACUAUAUAUACCAUAUACUCUAUGUUCGAUAGCACCAUAUGGGUGCAAUUUUUUUCGAUUGAUUUAGCAUUGAAUGUGCAUAGAUAUAUAUAUGAAAACCAGUAUAUGUGUAUCUACAAUACUCGUAAUCGUAUCAAGAUAAUAAUGCAUUAUACAAUAUACAUUAAGUCCAAGUUCAUCAAAAUCAGCAGUAAUACCACAGGAACGGAACGGAAAGGAACUUAAACGGGAACGGGUUGGAGUGGAACUAAAUCCAACUGAAUGCAACGGAACGUACUGGCAUGCACUGGCAUGGACUGGCAUGAAUGGAACGGACUGGCACAGCUAGAAAACGCAUUGAAGUGGAACAGGGCCGUGGUGGAGUCAGCUAUGCAAUUUUAUUACUCCCUCGUCCCUGUUUCCACUUCUCCACCUCCGGUGUUCGGUGAUAUUGUUGCUGGUGAUCUGUUGCUGUUGUUGAUGUCGUGCAAUUGUAAUUACCGUUGUUCAAUUGUUAAUAAUGUUUAUCCACAGUACGUUUGUGUGUGAAGCCCAAGACUACACCCAAGAGAGCGGUUACCACCGACUAAAGUACUUUAGUAGUGUUAUUUGGAGUCCACAGAAUUCCACACAAAAUCGAAACGAAAAGGAAAAUUCCAAAGAUACCUAAAUAUUUCCACACAAACUUCUGUGUGCGGUUGAGUCAGAGGAAAGAUUGUAUGGUUUGUCGUAAGAGCAUUAUUAGUUUUAUGAGAUACUGAGAUACAAUGCUAUGAGUCGAGUAAGGUAGCAGGAUGUUUGACUUAACUAAAUUUUAUUUUGGCUUGUCGUCUAGGGAUAAAAGUGGGCACGCAUAAUCUAGUGAUUAUAUGCAGGACAGGAGAUGUAUAGGAAUGCAUGUACUAAGCAUAUACAUCUAUAGACAUACUUAUAUAAAAGUAGCUAUGUAUAUCCACAUAUAUCGAGAGAUAUGAAUAUAUCUUGUGUAAAUACCGGAGGAGAGCCCAGGAAUCCCCAAUUCCUGGAACACGUCUGUACAUAGAAUGCAGCGAGAGAGGACAGGAGGAUAACAAAGGAGAUCGAGAGUCGAGAUUAAGUGUAGUCGAUUUUUUUGGAAAAGUCAAAAUUUCAAAAUGCAACCGACUGUACGACUAACAAUCAUUUGAAGACACAUAAGGAUGUCAAGCUAAGGAACAAUAGAAAAAA
Messenger RNA from Drosophila miranda, 6909 nucleotides. RefSeq names its product mucin-19. The coding region runs from base 378 to 2204 and encodes 608 amino acids. The record is from RefSeq and is a predicted model, not a curated record. The transcript is spliced from 4 exons. Lineage: Eukaryota; Metazoa; Arthropoda; Insecta; Diptera; Drosophilidae.